This is a messenger RNA of Dichomitus squalens LYAD-421 SS1, 1926 nucleotides long. Its product is annotated as aryl-alcohol-oxidase from pleurotus Eryingii. NCBI's taxonomy places the organism in Eukaryota, Fungi, Basidiomycota, Agaricomycetes, Polyporales, Polyporaceae. The transcript is spliced from 11 exons. Gene Ontology annotation, molecular function: flavin adenine dinucleotide binding; oxidoreductase activity, acting on CH-OH group of donors. The record is from RefSeq and is a predicted model, not a curated record. Bases 1 to 1926 code for a protein of 641 amino acids.
AUGUUCUCUCACUCGGUUCGGGCUGCUCUGCUGCUUUCUGCUCUCUCCUCGUCUUCUCUUGGCGCCCUCCUUCAAAGCGCAGACGAUGCGGCAGACCAGCUCACGAGCACACAUUACGAUUAUAUUAUUGUCGGGGCUGGGGCCGCAGGUGGUGCCUUGGCUAAUCGCUUGACGGAGGACGGCUCGACGAAGGUUCUGUUGAUUGAGGCCGGCAGCAGUGACUACAACAACACCAACAUCGAAGUCCCCUGGCUGGCGCCCGUCCUCACCCAUUCGCAAUUCGAUUGGAAUUACACGACCACUCCGCAAGAGGGCUUGGAUAAUCGGUCAAUCGCCUACGCGCGUGGAAAGGUCCUUGGCGGUUCAACGUCCAUCAACUACAUGAUCUACACGCGUGCCGCUCAGGAUGACUGGAAUCGUUUCGCAUCCGUGACUGGCGAUGAUGGCUGGAACUGGAGUAAUAUCCUCUCGUACGCCAAGAAGUUGGAGGCUUUCCAGAACUCGCCUAAUGUCCAGAACGCGACGUCGAAGUUCGUCGCCAACAUCCACGGUACCAAUGGCCCUGUCGGCGCCGGUCUUCCCCAGGUGUCUCUCCCCAUCGACCAGAUUGGCCUGAACGCACAACAGGAAUUGUCAUCCGAGUUCAAGUAUAAUCAGGAUGUCAACUCUGGAAACAUGAUCGGAUUCAGCUGGACUCCCUUCGCUAUUCAGGAUGGUGCGCGCUCCAACUCGGCCCGGGAUUACAUCCAGCCUGCGCUCGGGCGUAGCAACCUCGACGUCCUCGUCAACACUCAGGUCACCAAGGUUCUACAGACCGGCACUGACGGUAACACCCCGAUAGUCAACGCCGUCCAAUUUACGUCUGGCCCCAACGAGAAACUCUACAACCUGACGGCUAACAAGGAGGUUAUCCUUUCUGCUGGAUCCAUCGGCACGCCUCAGAUUCUCCUUCUCUCCGGCAUCGGUCCGGCGGACCAAGCCAAGUCGUUGGGCAUCCAGAGCAUCGUCGACCUCCCGGAUGUUGGUCAGAACAUGCAGGACCACCCGCUGCUGACGACCAACUUCCAAGUCAGCUCCAACGACACGCUCGACAACCUCAGUCUGAACACCACGUUCCAGGCCGAGCAGCUCGCGCUUUGGACCAACAACCGCACCGGCGACUUCACCCUUGGGGCAUGCAACCAGUGGGCAUGGCAGCGUCUUGCGGACGACGACCCGAUCUUCAAGAACGUGUCGGACCCUAGCGCCGGCCCGACCUCGCCGCACUUCCAGCUCAUCUUCUCCGAUCUGUUCAUUGCUUUCAGCGGUGGUGCGUUCCCGAGCGGCCACUUCCUGACGCUGAUCAGCAACCUGUACACGCCCACGACUCGCGGCUCGCUGACGCUCAACAGCACCGAUCCGUUCACGUACCCGAUCAUCAACCCCGGCCUGCUCAACGAUGAGAACGGCUUCGACAUCUACACGAUGCGCCAGGCACUCAAGGCAGGCCGUCGGUUCCUUGCUGCGAACGCCUGGAAGGAUUGGAUCAUUUCCGAGUUCGGCGAGUCUGCGAACGCGACCAGCGACGCAGACAUCGAUGCGUACAUCCGCAAGAACGCGUUGGUCGUCAACCAUGUCUCGGGCACUGUCGCCAUGGGCAAGAGCGGUGAUAGCAGCAAGGGAGCCGGUGCGCUCAACCCCGACCUCUCCGUCAAGGGUGUCAAGGGUCUCCGUGUAGUUGACGCCUCCGCCUUCCCUCAUAUCCCUGCUGCGCACACGAUGGUGCCGACUUAUAUCCUCGCCGAGCGUGCCGCGGACCUGAUCAAGAACUCUACAUCUACUGCUUCCGGUUCGAAAUCUGGUUCCGGCAACGGCGCUUUCACGCCGUCCGCCACGCUCGUUUCGGUGUUCGCGCCGCUCGUCGCACUUGUCGCGUUGCUCCUCUAG